This is a messenger RNA of Triplophysa rosa, 6774 nucleotides long. It is a transcript of the gene dennd1a, whose product is annotated as DENN/MADD domain containing 1A. The record is from RefSeq and is a predicted model, not a curated record. Lineage: Eukaryota; Metazoa; Chordata; Actinopteri; Cypriniformes; Nemacheilidae. The coding region runs from base 125 to 3160 and encodes 1011 amino acids. Gene Ontology annotation, biological process: endocytic recycling; endocytosis. Gene Ontology annotation, cellular component: clathrin-coated vesicle; cytosol. Gene Ontology annotation, molecular function: phosphatidylinositol phosphate binding; guanyl-nucleotide exchange factor activity. The transcript is spliced from 24 exons.
UACCGUGAUCUGCGCGUGGAGACCAUGGCGUUCCUGAGCAGUAUGUGACGGGGAAAUAUAACUGAGACAGCGGUCUGUUGUCACAAUUUUUCAAGGGCAGGAUUGGAUUUAAAUCAAGCUGAAAAUGGGCUCUCGCAUCAAGGAGAGCCCUGGGUCUGCCUUUGAGGUGUACAUGGAAGUGGGGCAUUCUGGGACGGCUGGCUCUGGACCAGAGGUGCGAAGAAGUUUCCCUGACACAUACACCGACCAGGAAACGCUACAGACUAUCCCAAAGUUUUGUUUCCCCUUCAAUGCGGACAGUAUGACAGUUAGCCAGGUGGGGCAGAACUUCACAUUCGUUCUGACGGAUAUCGAGAGCAAACAACGCUUUGGCUUCUGCAGGCUCUCAUCUGGAGCACACAUUUGCCACUGCAUCCUCAGCUAUCUGCCCUGGUUUGAAGUGUUUUAUAAGCUUCUAAAUAUACUGGCGGACUACACAACCAAAGGACAGGACAGUCAAUGGAGAGAGUUGUUAGAGUCUCUACAUCGGUUAACCAUCCCUGAUCCUGGAGUGCCUGUACAUUUGAGUGUGCAUUUGUUUUUCACAGUGCCUGAUCCGAGAGAGUUACCCAGUAUACCUGAAAAUAGAAAUCUGACCGAGUAUUUCGUAGCAGUGGACGUGAAUAACAUGCUGCAUUUGUACGCUAGCAUGCUGUACGAGAGACGAGUCCUCAUCAGCUGUAGCAAGCUGAGCACUUUAACCGCAUGUGUUCAUGGAGCGGCGGCCAUGUUGUAUCCCAUGUUUUGGCAGCAUGUUUACAUUCCAGUGCUGCCACAGCAUUUAAUAGAUUACUGCUGCGCCCCAAUGCCGUACCUCAUCGGAGUUCAUUCCAGCCUCAUGGAGAAGGUGCGAGGUAUGGCUAUAGAUGAUGCGGUACUUCUCAACGUAGACACAAACACUCUUGAAACGCCGUUUGAUGACCUGCAAAGCCUUCCUAAUGAUGUGAUUUCAUCAUUAAAGAACCGUCUAAGGAAGGUCUCCUCAACGACAGGUGAUGGGGUGGCCAGAGCGUUUCUGAAAGCACAGGCGGCUCUGUUCGGCAGUUAUAGGAAUGCACUGCACAUAGAACCCGAGGAGCCGAUCACCUUCAGCGAGGAAGCGUUCAUCACACACCGGUCAAGCACAAUGAGACAGUUUCUGCAAAACGCUAUUCAGCUACAGUUCUUUAAACAGUUUAUAGACGGGCGUCUGGAGCUGUUGAAUUCUGGUGAAGGGUUCAGUGAUCAGUUUGAGGAGGAGAUCAAUAUGGGAGAAUAUGCAGGAAGUGAUAAGACGUAUUACCAGUGGCUGUUUACAGUGAAGAAGGGCAGCGGGGCUAUAUUAAACACGGUGAAGACGAAGGCAAACCCUGCAAUGAAGACAGUUUACAAAUUUGCCAAAGAUCAUGCCAAGAUGGGCAUCAAAGAAGUCAAGAGUCGACUUAAACAAAAGGAGCUUACAGAGAACGGCUUUUCAGAUGAGCCUGGCUCCACCCACCUACCCUCUACACACAGCAAGGACUCUCUCACCUGGGACCAGAGACGUCCAAUCACGGUUCACUUAGGACAGAACCCUCCCCGUGAGAACCCCGAGCGAGAACCCUCCCCACAACCCCCUCGGCCACAACGCCCCCCUCCCCCUCACCCCUCCAAACUACAGCGCAGCAUACGUCCAGCCAGACCACCUCGACCUCUGGUGCCAAAGAGGCCACGCAGUAACAUUGGAAUUGAGGGAACGCCCGAACAUUACGUGCGUCCAACCCGUCAAUAUACAGUGUUUCUGUGCGAGGACUCUUCGGGUGAUGAGCUGUCUCAGGAUGAUGACUCCAUUGCGCCUUUUCCUGAACACUUCCUGCUAUCUGCACCCUUUGAAUGGCCCCAGCCGUACAGGUCUCUAAAAGAGGCGGAGCUUGUGGAAGAAGGAGAAGAGGUUGGAGAGCGCUUCCAGGGUAACACGGCUCCGUCCAGCCCCGUUCUAGAUAAGUUCUCUGACCUCAGCGUGUUGGAGGAUGCCUUCCGUAGCCAGCAGGGAGAGCCAAAGUGUACAGACGCCACAAAUAACACAAAACCCAGCAUGCACGCCACUCUCAGUUCAGCACGGAGUUUGGAGGAGGUCCGAGCAGACCCACAACAUGCAAACUUCAACUACCAGCGGAUGGAUCUUAGUUCUGAGGAGCGCAUAAGGACUCUCCCCGGUCUUAAAACCACCAAUCCGUACAACAAACUCUGGAGCCAAAAGGGGGAACCCUCUGUGUUGCUUGGCCGGGAGUCUACAGCCUGGGAGAGACCUUUAUCUGUACCACCCCUGGAGACCACUGAGCCACGUCCACCCAGCAGAGAGAGCUGUAAUUCCAACACAGACAAGGCGGACGGGGCACGUAUCACCAUUCCUCGCCCCCAAGGUCGAAAAACACCAGAACCGGGAGCAGUGCUGGCGCCGACUGUGACCCUGCUGCGCGGGGGUAAACAGGCCAGUGAGAAAGACGGAGGCGUGACCGCUGGAGGGCAGGAGUUUCGGCAAGCCUUAAACAUGUCCCCCCACUCGCAAACACAAGUGGAGGCAGACUUGUUGAAGCCAGGCGAGGCAAACGAGGGGCAGGGACUUGACUUGCUCAGCCUGUUGGACCCUCUUUGUGGAGCAACAGAAAGUGAGACCGCCCCUCCAACCUCUAAACCUCCCGUACCUCCUCGACCCCAUCCGCCGAACCUUCCCCCCUUCCCUGCUCCAGCAUCACUCAACCCCUUCACCCAACAGCCCCAAUAUCCUCCUCAAAGGCACUACAGUCCUGUUGUCCCAGGCAACCCUUUUGUCCCAGCCUACACGCCUGGUGCCACUUAUUUCCCCACUCCUCCCCGCCCCUUCUCAGUGUUUGGCCAGCCACCUGCUGUAGGUGUAGCCCCAUCAGGGGGGGCGUGGCCUAUUGGACGUGUCCUUCCAUCCUCUAGUAGUAGUGGCUCCCUCUCAAGUCUUUUAGACUCACCUGCUCCUCCCAUUCUUGCCCAGCCUGCGCAAGUCUCCAGUGACGCACCACAUGACCCAUUCAGUGACCUUCUCACCAUGGCAACCACACCAACUGUAAUGGCCACACCCCCCAAAAAGAAGGUGGAGGACUUGAGGAGGAGGUGGGAGACGUUUGAUUAGCUCUGCCCACUCGUUCCCUUUACUGCUGCUACCAACCAGUGAGGGACUACAAACGGACAACAAAUUUAAAACCAGUGCGUAUUUAAGACUGCGCCCUCUAGUGGCCUGAAAGCACCGUUGAACGUUUCUUCCCAGAGUGUGUUGUGCUUUUUUUGCGCCUAGCUCGCACACUUAGCCUUAUGCGAGCUGAUACUCACAAUGUUCUCCCGUGGCAACGUUAUAAACCAUGUUGCUUCAAGUUUAACACUGAAAAUCCCGUAGUUACCAAGCAGCACUGUAUACUCUGUAGCUAGCGGUGCAAAUUCCGUAGGGAUGAGACUUCAGAUACAAUACUACAGAUGAUGUACACUAAUGACCCACUUCUUAGUAAGCAUAGUGACUAGACUGACUUUGUGGCUGUUAAGGUAACAAACAGUACCGUUUUAAUAAUCUUAUUUUUUCGACCUGUAUUUAAACAGAAUCACACCCCAAGUGAUGGUUAAAUUGGCUCUCAUUACACUUGACUACAGAUAUUUCCUUUCCCUGCUUAAUAGGUGGCAGACUACACUUCGCACACUACGUGCUAUAUGAAAGAGUGCGUUCUAUUUUCUGCAUUCUACACUGCACAUAUACUACAUAGUGCAUUAUACAUAGUGAUAAUGGUAACCGCUGCAUACUACAUACUUUGCACUACCUUACACCAUACAAAAAUACAUACUGCACACUGUAGUACAUUCUCUAUACUAAUUUUUAAAUUAAAUGUUAGAGCGAAAGCGGCCGUGUGAAGCGCAAUACUGCCCCCUAGAGGUCUGGCGUGAGAUGUUUGAAGUCAUAAACUCUGAUUGCUUUUCAUUCAGUUACUCCUAACAGAACAAAAUCAGUACACGACAAUAGAUCAGUGGAUUUGGGGAUUCUUCAAGUAUAUACUUUAUGAAAGCCCUAACUGGAACCCCAGGUUCUGUUAACCUGCUUGCUGGGCCUGAAGUAUUAAAGCGGAGCCUCUGAAACAGGGUUCUGUUGAGUUUCUUGGUAGUUUAGAUACUGACUGUCCACUUGCUUUACGUUAACGUUGGAAAUCCUUUGUUUGUCUCUUUUUAUGCCGAAUGUCACAUGAUAGACUUAUAGCUUUCAUAAAGCGACCAAUCAGCACGCCCCUUUUUUUAAGCACUGCUUCCAUCCAGUGAUUUGCUACUGCCAUGCACACUGCAUUAUGGGUAUUUAUUGUAAUAGAGCUGUUUUUGUGCUUUUUAAACAUGCAUCCUGCUUUACAGUGUGUUACGAUGAACUCUAACAGCUGAUUUUCUCGCCUGUUUCUUUGGUUUAGUUCAACGCUUAAGAGACGCAAAACGUUGUUUCUUGACAUUUUUUUGCUAUACCUUCUGCUUUUUUGACUUGCAAGUAGGAGAACACUGUUUGUGCAUAUCUUGACAUGGAGAAAAAAAAACAUUGAACUGUGUGUACAACCAAACGCUCAGAUCCAAAAGAAACACGAUGUAUUUGUCAAUGUCAGGGAACAUCAGGGAGUGGUGUUUCUUUGGUUUUACUUGUUGUAUUUAAAUAUAUGAAAUAAUGUUAUUUGUGUUAUUAAAGUGUUCUUGAACAUCUGUAUUUACCCUAUAGCGCUGUUAGAAAAAUCACUUGUUUUUUAAUGCGUUUAGGUCACGUUAAACUUUGGCCUUAAGUGUGUGUGUGUGCUGAGAGCUGUUUGUGGUGUGUGUUCCAGUUUAUGGGGAAGUUUGGGUUUAAAUGACAUAUAAUGUAUUCGUUUUAAAAGCGUUUUACUUGGAAUGUUAGGUCUGUACUUUUAGGGAAAUCGCACUGAACGUUCAAGGCAAAAGUGUCCGUGGAAAGUGACAGAAUGUUAUGAAUGUCAGAGUUUAGUGGUACUGCACUGGAUUGCCAAUCUUUCUGGUAUUCAUAGUUUGUUGAAGUUUUACUGCAGUUCUUCCCAAAGCAAUCUAAAGGUUUGAGUUUGACAUGUCCUUAACAAAAUAUACAGUAGACAUUUUUGUUAAACUGGUCAGAAACGCUGUUUGCAUUGUACAUGUUUCUAAGAUCCAGAACUUUAGUAGAGCAGUGUAUUUAUUGCCUUAUACCAGGGGUCUUCAAAGUUUUUCGGGGCAAAGACCCCUUAGAGAUGCAUGGAGCAGGGACCCCCUUAUACUAAAUUUUGUAAACUGAGCUAUUUAAAUAGAAACAACCCUAUUGUCACAGCAAUAUUAUGUUAAGACAUUACAUGAGCACUAUUAUGUUAUUGUUGCACAUAGGCUAAAUACUUUUCUGUGUAUUAUUUUUGUUUUUAAUAUAGAUUGCUGGAUUAUUUUAAGGGAUUUGCAGCCUCAAACAUUUUCAUUUAUUGAUGUUUUUGUCUGCACGCACGCAGGUUAAAAUUACAAAGCGCAGGAGCUUCAAUGAGGCCUUUAAGAGAACAUAGGUUGUAAUAUUUCUGUACCCAUGCUUUACAUUUUUAACAAAACGUUGCCUGAGAGUAAACAGUAAUUAGCGGACCCUUGCAGUUCCGCCGCGGACCCCCGGUUGAAGACCCCUGCCUUAUACAAUCUGAGACUGACCUUGAAUUUUGUCAAAUGCCGAAGACAUCUAUGGGGUCAAAAAGAGGAUGUUUUGGAUGUGACUGCUAGAAUGAGAUUUUCAAUGCCUCUCUAUGAGCUGAAUAUUGCUCUUCUGCGUUUGCAUCAAUGGGGUUGAACCUAGAACUCCGUUCCUCUGCCUUGUAUUCUUCAGAUGUUCUCUGCGUUUUAUCGUUUUAUGUUUUACAUUUUAAAGGAACAUCAAAACCCUGAAAAGAGUGAAAGCAGUUUUUUAAACGAUUUCAGGAACAUGGGCACAUUCGGUAAAACACAAGCAGGCAACACACAACAGGCAAUGCUGUUAUAUUAAUGUUCACCCAAAAGUUAAACUCUUUUAAUGAAGUUUUCUGUGAAUGUACCCUUAGGAGUUUUCCAAUGCAGCACAUACAGUAUUUAUUGUUAUAUAUGAGCUCAAGCUGUGACAUUUUAAGUCACGCAGAAAUUUAAUCUGCAGAUGCAUUGAGUGUCUUAUGUUUAGUGUUAAAAACAGCAUCGGGUUCAAUGUUUUCAAUAACAUCCCACACACGUGAAUGAGUUACUGAAUGUGGCCAUGAAUUUAAAGGCCGAAAAAGUGUCAAACUACAGUUUAAAAAUGCCAUUUAUGGCUAAAAGUGGUUUUAUUUUAGUUCUGCUUGUGUUGAAACUCUCUUGAUAGCAUCGUUUGGGGUUUGUACGUGGAGGUGCAAACAAAGAUGAUGCCCAGCAGUAAACUUUUCAAAACAUGAAUACAUUUCUGCAAUGUAUCGAUUUAUCUUGGAAUGUUUUCUGAUGUGAACGUGUAUCUUGUUUUUUUUUUAAAAUCAUUUUGCACUGCAUUUUAUUUUAUUUGGAUGUUUAUUUGUGUAUGUCAUGAUUAAAGAGCAUAUAGUAUAUUCCCAUCAAAGUGGUAAGUUCGAAAUUUGUUGUUUCUUUUUUUAACGCAUUCUCAUUCCAUUUUUAUGUGUAUAUUUAUUUUUGCACAUGCUUUUAUUCAGAUGGACAUCACAAGCACAUCAUACAAGAGGCAACAAUACUUGCUGUUGGGUUAUGUUGACCUCUGCACAUUAC